Messenger RNA from Closterium sp. NIES-65, 696 nucleotides. The record is from the annotation of a GenBank genome assembly. Lineage: Eukaryota; Viridiplantae; Streptophyta; Zygnematophyceae; Desmidiales; Closteriaceae.
AUGGCUGCGUUAAGUAACCACGAGGGUGAUCCAGGUUGGGAGGGUGUGACGGUGGAGGUCCCUUCCGAUGACGUGGCCAUGCCAGACUGGCACGAUGACGCCAUAGACCUGACGUGGCAGAACAGCCAGCCAGUCUCGCCGCAAGGAGCUCUAUCCCAGGACUUCUCACAGCUAAUCUCCCAAGACAUUAAGCCGGAUAUCCAGCCAUUCGCCACCUACCCACCUGCGAUGCCUCCUCCCGUGCCUGUACCCGAGCCUGCUGCCGAACCUGGAGCUGGAAGAGGACAGGAGACGAGGAGGUUUGAUGCAGCUGCGGCAGGUGGUGAGGAGGAAGUGAGUGGUCCGGGAGGGGCGGAAGAAGGGGUUGAGAGGGGUGGGAUGGCAGCAGCAGGCGUAGGAGCCAAUGCCGGUGCUGGUGCGGAGGGUGGGCUGCAUGGGCGUGCACAGGGACCGGAAGGCAUGGAUGUGCUGCAGCAGGUGUGUACCACGUGUGAUGUGCAGGGAUGGGCUGAGAGCUGUGGAGGGGGAUGGGCUGGGGAGUUCCUUCGUGCCGCUCAAGGGCCUGGUGCUGACGUGGCUGGAGUACCCGUUGCUGACGUGGCCCGCGAGCCUGCUUCUGACAUGGCGCAAGUGGAGGAGGUCCCUGCAGAGGAGGCUCGCUGGCUGGCCACUGAUAGCUAUGGGUCGUUCGGGUGA